Messenger RNA from Malassezia pachydermatis, 1191 nucleotides. RefSeq names its product sphingosine hydroxylase. The coding region runs from base 1 to 1191 and encodes 396 amino acids. Gene Ontology annotation, molecular function: iron ion binding; oxidoreductase activity. Gene Ontology annotation, biological process: lipid biosynthetic process. Lineage: Eukaryota; Fungi; Basidiomycota; Malasseziomycetes; Malasseziales; Malasseziaceae. The record is from RefSeq and is a predicted model, not a curated record. The transcript has a single exon.
AUGUCGGGCCUUGGGAUGAAGACGCCGUGGGUGAGUGGCGAAGAGCUGGAUACCUAUGUGAAGACCACUCUUCCGUUCUACUACAAUGACAAGCCGCGCUUUCUGGACGCGUUCUCGGACAAGGCACUAGCUCUCGCGUUGCCUGUGCUCAUUUACUGGAGCGCCUCGAUGUUUUACCAUGCGCUCGAUGUACACCGUCCUGCCUGGUCGGAGAAGUACCGUAUGCAUACGCCAGAUGAGCUGAAGAAGAAGAACCGUGUGAGCAAGGAACGUGUUAUUUUGAUGGUCAUUUUGCAGCAUGCGAUUCAGACCUUUUUGGGCAUCGUCAUCAUGUAUGAUACGCCCGCCAACCGUUUCCACCGUAUGGAUGUCAACCCAGAGAAGGACAUUGCAAGGAUUCUGGCGUGGGUACGUGUGCUGCACGACUACGUUGAUAUUCGUGACGUAGUCCUGGUCCGUGCUGCGAUUGCGCUGUACUGGUGGGGCAUUCCGUGGCUGCAAUUCUGGUUCGCAUGCUUUGUGAUGGAUGCAUGGGAGUACCUGCUGCAUCGCACCAUGCACGAGGUCCGCUUCUUGUACCGCAUGCUACACUCGCAUCACCACCGCUUGUAUGUGCCCUAUGCGUUUGGCGCGCUGUACAACCACCCGCUGGAAGGUAUGCUCCUCGAUACGUUCGGGGCCGAGAUUGCACGUGUGGUGAGUUUCAUGACGCUGCGUCAGACGAUUGUCUUCUUCACGAUCUCUACGUUCAAGACGGUGUGUGACCACUGUGGGUAUGCGUUCCCGUGGUACUACAACCCUAUCCAAGCCCUCUUCCCGAACAAUGCAGAGUACCACGACGUGCACCAUCAAAGCCAAGGCCUGCGCUUCAACUACUCGCAGCCCUACUUUGUGCACUUUGACACGAUCUUCGGCACACGCGUCGACCCAGCCGACUUCCGUGACAUGCUCGCGAAGAAGGGCCUCAAGUUCGAAAAGGCCGCGGCGAUCAAGGCAGAGGUCGAUGCCCAAGCUGCGCCGGACAAGACGGAGCCGGACUUGGACGAUCGCUCCUGCAUCGAAAAUGCGCGUGGGCCAGUCGCUGCACCGCGCCCCAAGCUCUUGUCGGUAUACACAACGGCUAGUAUUUGGUCCGUCUUCCUAUUUACUGGUAUUCUUGUUGUCCCGGUGCUUUCAUAUUCAAUGAUGUAG